AUGUGCGAGAAAAUCAUCCAGUACGACUGUGGCCACAUGUGCCGCCGCGCAAUUCGCUGCAUCGAACAGCAACCGAAAUACCACCAGUCGGUGACUUGCUUCUCUGGCCUCGCCUACGCCUACGAACCAGACCACCACGAGACUCCCAAAUUUGAGCGGCGCGCUACCCUCUGCCCAAAGUGCGAAGAAAAAGGAAAGGGUGGUGAGGUGUAUCAUAACGGCGUUCGACGAGCAAGCGCUCCUCCGAUCGCGACAAGGCAGAAUUCGAUGCUGGUCCAGGAAAAGGAAAAGGAAAGGGAAAAGAGCACAAUGACCAAGGUGAGUGCCAGCCUUGGCCGAUCCAACUCCAAUCCUGAACGGCCUCCCUCCCAUCGUCUGAGGCGAGUCCGGGAUACGGGCAGUAGCUCACUGCGCAACGAGUACAACCGUCUUGAACCAAGCCUCCAACGACAUCCAGAACCACGCCUCGAACCACGCUCUGAGCCACGUGCCGAGCCACGCCUCGAGCAACGUCUUGAACAUCGUCUUGAAUCACCCCGGAAUAACGGCUUUGAAGCCCGUCGCGGUCGAGCGCACCGUCCAAGGGACAUCAUCACGCGAGGUCUCGAGUUGGACUCGUUUGCGUCUGCAUAUGUUCCGUUCCGUGAAAGAACACCAACUAGCCCCGACAGCUUUACAGGCCUGCUAGAUUACGCCGAAAGCACACACAACUUGUCCAGUCUUUCUCUCGGCGGACUCCGCCGUUCGACUUCGGUGUUAAAGGCGCUCCAAAAGGGCCUCGAGAGGAAGACUUCGGACGAAUCAUUCAUCUGUGCAUCAGCAAGAGAAGUAGAGAAAGGCGAAGGAUACGAAUAG
Messenger RNA from Trichoderma aggressivum f. europaeum, 855 nucleotides. RefSeq lists its product as uncharacterized. Bases 1 to 855 code for a protein of 284 amino acids. The record is from RefSeq and is a predicted model, not a curated record. The transcript has a single exon. Lineage: Eukaryota; Fungi; Ascomycota; Sordariomycetes; Hypocreales; Hypocreaceae.